GAGAAGAGCUAGCAUUGAUUUGGGGGAAAGUGGUUUUGGGGAAAGUGGUUUUGUGGGGAAAGUGGUUUUGUAAGAUAAUGAGUGAAAGAAAGGAAGAGGAAGGAAGUGUGAGUUUGGAGGUUUUGAGGAUGAAAAUGGCAGAAUUUUCUAAGGAAAGGAAUUGGGAUCGCUUUCAUAGCCCAAGAAAUCUCCUCCUUGCUUUGGUGGGAGAAGUGGGAGAAUUAUCAGAAAUAUUCCAAUGGAAAGGAGAGGUACCAAAAGGGCUGCCAGAGUGGGAAGAAGAGGAGAAGAAGCACUUGGGAGAAGAGCUUUCUGAUGUGCUUUUGUAUUUGGUCAGACUCUCUGAUAUUUGUGGCAUUGAUCUUGCUAAAGCUGCCUUAAGGAAAUUGGAGCUCAAUGCUAUUAAAUACCCUCUUUCCAAUUCCAAUAAUUAAACUACUUUUAUUACUCGUUUCAUAACGUUUAACGUUUAAAAUAAAUUUAAUUAGUAUAUGGGAAAAUUAUCAUAAACAUAUCUUUGGUAACUAUUUA
Molecule: messenger RNA, 531 nt
Organism: Benincasa hispida (wax gourd)
Lineage: Eukaryota; Viridiplantae; Streptophyta; Magnoliopsida; Cucurbitales; Cucurbitaceae
Product: dCTP pyrophosphatase-like protein
Biological process (GO): nucleoside triphosphate catabolic process
Molecular function (GO): nucleoside triphosphate diphosphatase activity
Source: RefSeq, a predicted model, not a curated record